AUUAGGCGUCGUCGUAUCUGAAAGUAGUUCCGGGCACUUAACCCAACGGGGGAGAGUCCCGGAUGUUGGCUCGGCCGCCGAGAGAAAGGCGAACGGGAGAAGGCGGAGAGAAGCUGAAGAGGGACGCCACGGCACCGCACGCACACCGGCGAAGCUACGGCUACGGCGCUUCUUUGCACAGGACGAUAACGUCAAGAGCACAGGACACUCCUGGGGAGCCCCCGCUAGCUGAAUAAGAGGAGGUGGAAGGAAGGGGAGGGGGCAGUUACUGUUAAACUACCGUCAGGAUUACAGAGAGCCACCGUAACAUCAGCUUUCACCCAGAAGUUAACCUACGGAAGACGUCAUGCUCAUGUCUUGAGCUGAGGGAGACUUCAUCCUUAACCUGUCACUCGUCCGUGUUAGUUAUUCCACACCUGGUCCAGCCUCCACCAGUCACCGAGCGCCAACAGCAACCACCACCAACUCCACCUUUUCCCCACCCCCCUCCUGCCCAGCCUGCCGUCACCAUGACGUCGGAGCUGGAGAGCAGCCUGACCUCCAUGGAUUGGCUUCCUCAGCUGACCAUGCAGGCGGCCAUCCGCAAGGCAGAUGCCCAGAAUGCACACGGGCCAGGCAUGGGCAAGAAGAGUACCCUACUGGAUCCUAACACCACAUUGGACCAGGAGGAGGUGCAGCAGCACAAAGACGGAAAGCCGCCCUACAGCUACGCCAGCCUCAUCACGUUUGCCAUCAACAGCUCGCCAAAGAAGAAGAUGACACUGAGCGAGAUCUACCAGUGGAUAUGCGAUAACUUUCCCUACUACAGGGAGGCGGGCAGUGGCUGGAAGGUCCAUUCCAAGGUUGGCCUUACAGCAACAAAGCAGAACUCAAUACGGCACAAUCUGUCAUUGAACAAGUGUUUUCUCAAAGUGCCUCGCUCCAAAGAUGACCCAGGAAAGGGCUCUUAUUGGGCCAUCGACACCAACCCAAAGGAGGAUGCCUUGCCUACACGGCCAAAGAAGAGGCCGCGGUCUGGAGAGCGGGCUUCUACGCCGUACAGCCUGGAGUCGGAGUCUUUGGGGAUGGAGUGUAUGAUCUCUGGAAGUGCCUCUCCAACGCUGGCAAUCAACACUGUGACUAACAAGGUGGCGUUGUACAACACAGACCAGGAAGGGAGCGAUAGUCCAAGAAGCAGCCUUAACAACAGCCUGUCUGAUCAGAGUCUGGCUUCCGUCAAUCUCAACAGUGUGGGCAGUGUGCACAGCUAUACACCGGUGACCAGUCACCCAGAGCCUGUGUCCCAGGCUAUGAGCCUCCAGCAGCCCCCCCAGUCCCAGUACAACAUGCCAGACAGGGACAAGCAGCUCCUGUUCUCUGAAUUUGAAGAUCUCAGUGCCUCCUUUCGCAGCCUUUACAAGUCUGUUUUUGAGCAGUCCUUCAGCCAACAAGGUCUGAUGGGCAUACCGUCAGAUUCCUCCCAGCAGACCCACACCUCUUGCUCCUAUCAGCACUCCCCCAGUGGCAACAUUAGCACUCAGAACAGCAUGUCAAACAACCAACCCAACAGCCACCCCAACAGCCACUCCGCCAACAGUGGCCAGGUGCCCCUGUCCCAUCCUGCCCAAGCCCACCCAGGCCACGGCUCGCCCCACGCACAGCACCUCCCGCAGCACGGCGGACCCCACAGCCAACACGCCCAGCACAGCCAACACAGUCAGCACCCCCAGCACGCUGCACACUCCCAGCACGGGCAACAUCCAUCGCAGCACCCGUCCCAUGGCCAGCACCCACAGCAACACACGCCACACCCCUCCCAACACACGCAGCACAACCAGCACCCUUCUCAACACGGACAGCAGCAUCAGAGCCUCUCCCACCAGCCCCAUCCUACCCAGCAACAGAUGGCCUGCAACCCAGGUUUACUGUCUGACUGGUACCCAAAUCUGGAUGCACUGAAAGAAAGCUGUCGUAUUGCUAGCAGCUAUAACUGGGCUGAUGUCGACCUUUCACCUUUCCAAGGAUUGAGAGAGAGUAUGAGACAGGCGGAGUUGAACAAUUGGUCCCUGGAACCCACCCAGAUCGCUGACCUCUGCUCGUCCAUCAACCAGUUUUUUGCCCGCACCGGUGUAAUCCAGCCACAGGGGGCAGUGCAGCCUCCUGUUUGUCAUGGCUCCAUGCUCCCCAACAAACCCAGCCAGCACCUCAACACAGGAAAUCUCUACAUGGACACCAGACAGAGCAUGUCCAUGAUGGGUCCUCCAGGAUAUCCCCACAUGCCCCACAACGCAGGACCCACAAUGACAGGACACCAUGCACAGAUGAACCAGCAGCACAUGAUACCUACCAGAAACUUCCAGAUGCAUCGCAUGCCACCUGAUGACAUCCAGGAUGACUUUGAUUGGGACUCCAUUGUCUAGCCCUUAGACCUCCUUUUGCAAAACAAAAGGGAGCGAGGAGAGAAGGUGGAAGCCAGGCUGAGCUGAAAGGCCACAGGAUGAGGAGGAGGAGGAGGAGGAGGCCACUGCGGGUGGGAUGCAGAAGAACAUUUGACAAGCUUUGGAGAUAGACAGACUUCGGAGUCCUGACAUUUUUACAAAAGCAAAACAUACCAUAGAAAAUGUUACUUUGAAGACAAUCAUAUUUAGUCGGACAUGUUAAAGUGAUUGCUUAUGUACUUGUCUAAAGACAAGUAGAACACAUUCAUGUCUAAACCACAUGCUCCUCAGCUCCUCAGCCAGCCCUCUCCCCGUCCCUAGCCAGCAGCCUUCCAAAGUCCGAACCCCCCCAUCCCCCCCCACCCAAAUCCCUGCUCCGUAACUGUUGUGUGAUUUGAGCGACGUGUUCAGCUUGUAAUUCUUCUCGUGUUGACAUUGGCCUCAGCUGCCUCUUGGAUGAGUUUCUCUCUUUAAAAAAAAAAAAAAAAAAAAAAAGAAGAAAAAAAAAAUUUUGGUUUAUUUUUUUGUUUUUAAGAAACACAGGCUGAUUCUGUGAGUAAUGUGAUGGUGCUCGUUGGUCACAUUUGGGAGAAAGCGUGGCUGAAUUGGUGGUAAAGUUAGGUUUACAAUAACUUUGAACAGGGUGUUAAAUGUUUAAGCAGGCUUGAUAUUAAACAAACCAAGAGAGAAAGGGAGAGAGAGAUGACAGAAAGCAUCGUGAUCUGUUUUCAUAGCCAACCAACGUGAUCAGGCUCACUGCAACAGACUAGUUAUGGGAGUACAGCAACUUUGUUUUUCUUUCUUAAUUCUCUGUCUCAAGCACUUCAAGAUGAGCGAAUAUGAUGGGUCUGAGAAGAAGGUGAAGGCAGGAAAGUCAAACUUCUUUUUGUCUUUUUAAAUUCUUUAAACCCAAAGUGAGGUUUUGUUUCUCUGUAUGCAUCAUGUCUGUUAAUAAUUGCUUAAUGUGAAAUACUAAACAAAUUCACAUUUUCAAUCUAGUUUUAAUGGCAUGGUUUUUCAUUAGUUUUAGGUGAGUAGCCUAUUGAUCAUUAAACAAGCCACCCUCAUUCAGAGACAAUUAAAUCAUUUGCAAUGGAGUCUGAUAUAUUGGUAGGGCCAGUAUUAUCGGCUGAUCAUCUUACCAAUAUAUCUGCAUGAGCAUAUACAGUAUGUCAGCUAAUAAGCAAUACAUUACUGUCCAGAAAUGUCAAAGAUAUUUUUGAGAUAGAUUGAUAAUUUAGAAACUUUGUUCCUAUUACACAGUCGGCCAGAGAGCACUGACAAGUUGAUUUUGAAACUGUUAAUUGUCCCGCCCAGCACGUAUCAUGGUACGUAACCUAAAAUGUUAAUAAAAAACAAAUAUUGCCAGAUAUAUCAUCAUCUGAUCUUUUAAAACCUUUGAAUAUGGGUGUUGUUAUUUGCCUCAGUAAUCCAGUAUCCGAUGGGCUCUAGUUUGCAAGAAAGUUUUCGUUUAAAUGUACCGUCCAAGUCAGCAGGGUUUGUUAUUAUUAAAGCUAUAGUCGGACAUUUUGGGAGUUGAGAAGAUCGUAGAGUAAAUAUGAAGCUACACUGUAAAAAGGGAGAAACAGGUAUCCUGGCUCUGUCUGAAGGUAACAAAAUCCACCUACGAGCUCUUCCAAAGCUCACUACUUAACUCAUAUCUCAUUUGUUUAAUACUGAAGCGUAAAAACAAAUGUGGUUUUACUGGGGGGGUUACAUGCCGGACUAUUUCUAUGGCUGGUUGCAGUGACUUCCUGGAGAUAUAAUGUCGUAGUUACUGAGCUUUAGAGGUGCUGGUAGGCUGAUUUUUGUUACAGUUGGACAGAGUCAUAGUAGCCAUUUCUCUGGUUCCAAUCUUUCCCACUGUAAGAGUGGUAUUGAUCUUCUCUUCUAACUCUAUGCAAGAAAGUGUAUUAACAUAUUUCCCUUCCAACAUACCAAACUAUUCCUUUAAACAAUGUCUCUUCAAACUGUAUGCAAACCAUGUAAUUUAUACUAGUGACAGUAACAAGUGAAACGUUAAGAGCCUGUAUGAAAUUUUGAGAGUAAUGGUUUCAAGCCUCACUGACUUGAAGCAUUGCUAGUCGACUAAUACAUUGUUAAAAUUAAAAAAAAUUAAACAAGGCUGUUAAAGAGUGUUAACACUUCUUUAAAUGUUCUAAUACUAAUUCAUUGAUUAAUGAUCAAUAGGAUAUGCAUCAAAUGUUUCCACUUGAAGAGGGCAAAAAAAAGUUUAGUUUUACUGCACGUUUCUUUGAUUUGUAAAAUAAGUUUCAUGCCUUUUUCCACCUAUUGUACAUCAAAGUUAGUUUUCAAUGCUACGCUCAGUGUUUAUUGUCACUUCUGACAUUUAAAUUACGGAGAUAUGAUUCUUUUACUUGCCCAAUGUUUAGUUGUGAUAGUUCGAUCGCUUCAGAUUUUGCUAUUAUACAAUCAUAACAGAAUGAUGUGUGUGUGUGUGUGUGUGUGUGUUAUUGUAAUUUUAGGACUAUGAUUGAUUGCUCCAAUCAUCUCUAUGCUAUCUAUGAGCACAAAAGCAGAUGCACACGGUGAUUAAAGAGUAGAUUUGAGAGAUGCUUCUUUUGUGUGAAGGGUUUCCGAAGCACAGAACAGGGAGAUCAGCGGUUCUGGAAACCUGUCCUGUGUCCUGUGUCCUGUGUCCUGUAGCAAGUGGCUUCUCAAUCAGACAGGUGCUGAACUUUAGAGACACUAUGUUGAGAAAAAAAAAAAAAAACGCCCUUUGCACACCUUCUGUUGAUCUUAACUGUUUUUAAGAUGCAAAGCACCUCCUUGAUCUCAAAAGCUAGUCGCUCACCUACUCAUUCUUUCAUUUAUUCAUUUACUCAGUAAAACUAUCAGUUGUCACAGUUGACAAUGAACAGGAUUAUUUAUCCUCUCUUUAAUACUGAUGACCUGGUACGGUGCUUCGCAUCUAUAACACUGUGUCCUUGUUUAAAGGAAUAGUUCAACAUUUUUGGAAUUUGUUUUUAAAGCUACAGCCAACAUCCAAAUCCAUCUGCAAGUAGCAAGUUUUACUAGUAAACAUGUUAUAUCUCAUGUGUUUAUCUGU
Molecule: messenger RNA, 5487 nt
Organism: Sander lucioperca (pikeperch)
Lineage: Eukaryota; Metazoa; Chordata; Actinopteri; Perciformes; Percidae
Gene: foxj3
Product: forkhead box J3
Exons: 13
Coding region: 510-2399 (629 amino acids)
Biological process (GO): regulation of transcription by RNA polymerase II
Cellular component (GO): nucleus
Molecular function (GO): DNA-binding transcription factor activity, RNA polymerase II-specific; RNA polymerase II cis-regulatory region sequence-specific DNA binding
Source: RefSeq, a predicted model, not a curated record